GUCGCUCGACUACAGAAUACUUGUGUGAAUAAUCGUUGAUCUGGAUGCGGCCAUCCUUUUAUUCCUUUCCGCACUGGAGUGGCCGCGGUGUGUCCACUUCAUGGGAUAACAAUGUGCUGCUUUCUGGCUGUAAGAUUUUCAGCAGAUUUUCGGUUGAGUGAUUGGAAAAUGUGGUUUAUGUGACAUUACUUACACGCUGUGUUCAGUGUAUUGUUCUGGUCCUAAACGCAUACCAGCAAUUCUGUGAGAAGAUGUUGAGCCGAUUUAUGAGUGGCAGCAUCAGGAAUCUUGAGAGAGAAUACAACUGCACCGUCAGACUACUGGAUGAUACGGAAUAUACAUGCACAAUUCAGCGGGACGCAAAGGGACAGUAUCUGUUCGACCUCAUCUGCCACCACCUAAAUCUGCUGGAGAAAGACUACUUUGGCAUCAGAUAUGUUGACCCGGACAAGCAGAGGCAUUGGUUGGAGUUUACAAAGUGUAUUGCCAAACAAAUGAAAUCCCAACCUCCCUUCACCAUGUGUCUGAGAGUCAAGUUCUACCCCCCUGACCCCGCGGCUCUGAAGGAGGAAAUCACCAGAUAUCUAGUGUUCCUGCAGAUCAAAAGAGAUCUCUACCAUGGCCGCCUCCUGUGCAAGACAUCGGACGCUGCCUUGCUGGCUGCUUACAUCCUUCAGGCUGAGAUCGGGGACUAUGACCCAGGGAAACACCCGGAAGGAUACAGCUCCAAGUUCCAGUUCUUUCCCAAACACUCGGAGAAGCUGGAGCGAAGGAUUGCAGAGAUACACAAGACGGAGCUGAUCGGACAGACACCUGAAACGUCAGAGCUGAAUUUCCUGCAGAAAGCCCAGAUGCUAGAGACAUACGGUGUGGACCCGCAUCCAUGCAAGGAUGUUUCUGGAAACCCAGCCUUCCUUGCCUUCACACCGUUUGGAUUUGUCGUGCUACAGGGGAACAAGAGGGUUCACUUUCUUGAAUGGAACGAGGUGACCAAACUCAAGUUUGAAGGGAAGACAUUCCAUACAUAUGCAUCGCAGAGAGAGGAUCAAAAGUUCAUCUUGACCUACUUUGCACCGUCACCUGAGGCCUGCAAGCACCUGUGGAAGUGUGGAGUAGAGAACCAAGCCUUUUACAAACUGGACAAGUCAAGUCAGGUGCGGACGGUGUCAAGCAGCAACCUGUUCUUCAAGGGCAGUCGCUUCCGUUACAGUGGACGAGUGGCAAAAGAAGUGAUGGAGCAGAGCGCCAAAAUCAAGCGAGAGCCUCCAGAGAUACACAGGGCUGGACUGGUUCCGAGCAGAAGUUGUCCAUCCAUCACUCACGGCCCUCGCCUCACUAGUGUACCGAGGACUCGCAGGAGAGCCGUCCACAUAUCUAUCAUGGAGGGUCUGGAGUCAUUGCGUGACAGCGCCCACUCCACGCCAGUGCGCUCCAUGUCCCACGGAGACUCCUUCAUGCCACGAUCGCGGAGCCAGGCGACCGAUGCCAGCGAUGGGACGGCGGUUAUCUCCGACGAGGCCUACAGCCCCUCCGACAGCGUCCUGCCUACCCCGGUGUCCGACCACAGUAUGGACCUGGCGGUCUCGCGUCAGAUCAACGGCGCCCCGUGCAGUAUUGAGGAGGAAAAGGAGUCGGAAGCAGGCACCCCAUCAGUGGGGGAAGCAGGCGAGUUGGGAGCUGACAGUAAAGCAGCACUAGAAGGCCAAGGGGGGUCUUCGGCACUCAGCGAGGUGGAACAGGUGAAUAAGUUUGUUUUAAGUGUCCUCCGUUUGCUCCUUGUGACCAUUGGACUCCUCUUUGUCUUGCUCCUCCUCCUCAUCGUCCUCACCGAGUCCGACCUUGACGUUGCAUUUUUACGUGAUAUCCGCCAAACCCCCGAAUUUGAGCAGUUCCAUUACGAAUACUUUUGUCCCCUCAGGCGGUGGUUUGCCUGCAAGCUCCGCUGGGUGGGCGAGUUGCUCAUUAACAAGUGAGAGUGAGGCCGUAGCACGCGUAGCCCGUUCGGGGGUUUGAGAAGACCAUUAGGACUCCAGAGAGGAGAGCAAGCUCUUCCCAGCCAUGAACCCAGCUUCUCUCAUGAUAUGCUGCAGACAUAUCCCUCGGACCACUCCUGGUAACACUGGGCUAGGAGCUCUCUCUCUCUUUUUCUUCAUUUUUUGAGUUCCCCCUUCUUUUUUCCUAUUACGUUUUGUUUGUUUUUUACAAAGCCAGAUGACAUUUUUGCAUUUUUUUAAUUUCAGGUCAUUUCAGGUAUUUUAUUUUUUCAGAAAAUAUAAACGAAAAAAUACAAAACUGAAAUCAAAGACUGAAGUAUUUUAAACAGUUCCUUUUAGGAACAAGACAUUAAGUUGCAUCAAAUGAAACUUGCCUUCAUUCAAUAUUUAUUGUAUUUAACAGAAGUUUGCGUAAGGAAAGAAUGUGAUGGAAAGUUCAGAGAAUCAGGGAAGUUGCAAAACCAUAGAAAUCCUUCACAACAAAGUGAGAGAAAAAUUCACUUUGUAAUGUGUAUGCAGAUGAAAAAGCAUCCAUCACAACCACAAUUCAACUCAAUGCUUUAGUUCAACAAAAGUAGGCCAGAAAACCUGAAGAAAUGAAAACAAUCUAGGUGACAUCUAUGAAAGUGCAAGUUAUUGUUAUGAGUGUGGUCAGGGUGACAAUGCCAAAUGCCUUUUAUGGAAAAAGAAAAUGUUAAUGACUGAAGAAAGUUUUUAAUUAUGUGAAUUGUUUUUAAGAAAGUCAAUGAUACUUUAGUAUAAAUGAUGUACAAAGUAGAAGCUGUGAAGUUCAGAUCCGUUUUUUAAAGUUUUAUAAGGGAUACAGUUAAAUAAAGCAGUAACAAUGUUGUGCGACCCAAUAGUGUCAGCAACUGUUAGAGAAGUGUUCAUGCUCAAAUUCUUGCAACCCCUCGGCACCAAUAGAAUCAGUCUAAAUACUGUAGAUGUGCAAUACUACUAUUGUUUUAAUACUUCAGUACUUUUAAAUGUGCACAUGUGUUUAAUCAUAUUUCUUUAUUUUAUUUUAUUCACUUUUCUUGGUUAUUGUUAUGAAUUAGAAAGAUUUCUUUAUAUUAAAAAAAUCGAUUUCUUUCAGUUCCAUAUGAGCCUUGCUCUUAAGUUUGUGAAUACCAUACUAUAAUUGAUUGUUAGAAAAAUAACAAUAAUGUACUUUUUGUACAAAGUAGUUUGUUUCCUAAUAUAUUGACAGUUUUCCAUGUAUAUUUUAACAGAACUGAAAUGUUAUUUUGUUAUUGAAGAUUAAAUUAUACCUUUUUUAGAGCUGUUUCAAGUUAGGUCAAGCCUUUGUGGAAAUAUUGAAAGAGGGUCUUGAAAACAGGGCUUUUAUCCUGAUCCACACUCCACUGAUCCCACCUCUCCCUCUCCACCAGCAGCUACAGUUUCUUCACAGUAUGCAAAUAUUUUUCAUCAUCAAGAAACACCUUUAAUGGCCCAAUUUGGAAAAGCAAGGCACAGCAGAUGGUUGGCAAACAGUAUAUUGUCUAAACUGUAGACCUGACCCUAGUAUCAACUACCACAAAAAUCUGGGUGUCUAAAAUGUGUUAAUACCUUUUCACAUUACAAUACAUAAGUCUUAUUCUGUAGUUUGGGGGUCAGAUGGCUGAGCGGUGAGGGAAUCGGGCUAUUAAUCAGAAGGUUGCCAGUUUGAUUCCCGGCCGUGCAAAAUGACGCUGUGUCCUUGGGCAAGGCUCUUCACCCUACUUGCCUCGGGGGGAAUGUCCCUGUACUUACUGUAAGUCGCUCUGGAUAAGAGCGUCUGCUAAAUGACUAAAUGUAAAUGUAGUUUGAGACUGUGAUGGUGCAGAUUAUUUUGCCUCGAUUGAAGGAGCAAUAAUUCUGCUGUAAUAGCUGCUGGAUUCUGGGUAAAACCUGUUUCAUGUAUCCUGUGCCUGGUACAGGUAUAGCUGAGCUUGUUUGUGACUGUAUGUUGGGAAAUAACAAAAGUUUUAGUUGGUAAUAAGAAGAGUUGACAGAUAAUGAAAGAGGAAGAUCUUAUUUUUGGACAAAUAAGAAAAAAAGUAUACGGGCAGAGUGUAAAAGAGGUAGGGUUACAGAGGAUGUCAGAAGAAGGGAUUUUUGAGAAACUUUGAUAGUGACCAGAGAGAGAGAAGUCAAGACGGCACAUACUGUACGUGAGCUCCUGGUGGCUCGUGACCUUAUUGGCUAUGCAGCAUUGCCUGUUUUGGCUUGUUAUUUAACACCGUAACUCCUACACAGCUGCUCCACUGAGCUCCCAGUGGUGCUGUCUGCUCUGGGGAGACCAGCCUGCUACCACAUUAGUCGACUCCAAGCUCCAUGAAUACAGAUCACAACUUUAAGUGUCAUACUCAUUCAUGGAUACAGAUUUACAGUACAGCUGAAGAGAGCCACAACCUUAUUUAUAUUUUACUGACACACAAAGACAGCUGAUAAACUAACAGGGAUAACAACUUAAAGAAACAUUUUAAGAUAGACACUGUAAAAUAUAAAAACAAACUUUAAGAGUUUGUUCAUUUUAUGUAAUUAUCACAUGUUUAUGCUAUAAAAUCAACCAGUUAAGAUUGGAAGCAGAAACUAAAGAUUAGCUAAUUGGAAAGAUAAUCUUUUUUCCUUGGUCUUUUUACUUACCUUACCAUUUUUUUCAGCAUUAUGUAGCAUCAAUGGUCUUUCCAUGCAUGCAACAAACAAGGCAGCAUUAUUCAAUGAGCAAUAAUCAGUAAAAUUGUAGGAGCAUGUGGGCAUGAAUAUAAGUUAAUAUGGAAGUUUUACGUUGGACAUAGUUUUUUGCGUUGUCAGACUGCUUUGAAGAAAUAAUUUCAUUUUCACGGUCCACAAAACACCAGAGUUAUCCAAUUUGGUUGCCUGACAAAUGUGAAAUGAAGACAGCUAACUUUUUCUCAGUAAUUAUAGCAUUGUGUAUUGGUAUUUAUUUAUUGUUAGUGCUCUUGGUGAGAUUGUACCUGUAAAAGUUAACAACUAAACAGUACUUCAGCGUGACCAAGGGGUUGUUCCCUGUGCCUCUUGUACAGUACAUCACCAAAGGGGCAAAUAAGAGAAUGGAGAGAGAAAUGCAGAGGAUCUAUACAAGGUAUGGGCUAAACCCUUUAAUUUCACUACUUUUAAAGGGAAACCACUGUUUUGUCCCAUAUAGAGUUUGUUCAGUAAUGUUGGGUGGAUGAGUCUGAACUUGUAGGUUAUAGAUUAUUGGGUGGGGACUUACAACAAUGUCUUAUGUCCAGGUGAAGAUGUUUGCUGUAUCUGUCUUAAUUUUUCUGUAAAGGAAUAUUGCAGCAGAAAAACCUUGAAUCAUUGUUAACAUCUUGGUCUGGUGUCAUGUUUACAUUUCUUUAACUGAUCUCUCAUGCGAACUGACAGUGUGCUUAUUAGUAGUAGGCCUAUGUUUCUGACUAGCUGGUCGUGAGUUAGACAAUAGCACUGAUUUUGGACAUGGACCCUUAGAUUAACUUUAUAGGUUCAUUUUAAAUUGAACUACCUUGGAAAUCCAUGAAAUGUACAUUCAAAGGGGAACGUUGUUAAAUGCUGGUGCACUUAUAAAAGCAAGUAUUUGGAGUAAAUUUACAAAUGUGAUCAUAACGCAAAGUUACAAAACAUUUAACUAAGCAUCUAUUGAUGCUUUUCAGUCAUACAAUACCAAUGCAACAUAUUGACAGAGAACACAGCUACCCAGCUGAGGGGUUAAGUCCUAAUGAUAGUCACCUUAUAGGCUUUUGCCCCACUCUUGCCAGCUUCCCAACAGAUUCUCACACAACUGUGCAUAUACAUGUAAAUAUGUGUAUAUGCAUAUCAGUGUCUGUAGGCGUUUUGUGUACUCCUGUAUCCUGCAUCUUUCUAUUGGAGGUUGCUGUUUAUUUACAUAAUAUAUAAAUAUACAAAUAUAUAGAAAUCCAUGUGCCAAAUCCAGUUUUUGUUCAGUCCGAUCCAUUCCAAAACCCAAGUUUGUACUGUAGGAAACCUUCUGUACAAAUCAGUAUGAAAUAUUGUUUCUCUCUGAUAGUCCCUUGUAACUGGUGCCAAUAAACUAUUCAAACUUGAAAUAAACAUUGAAUAAAAAUGUGA
Molecule: messenger RNA, 6071 nt
Organism: Osmerus eperlanus (European smelt)
Lineage: Eukaryota; Metazoa; Chordata; Actinopteri; Osmeriformes; Osmeridae
Product: FERM domain-containing protein 5
Exons: 14
Coding region: 252-1973 (573 amino acids)
Cellular component (GO): cytoskeleton
Molecular function (GO): cytoskeletal protein binding
Source: RefSeq, a predicted model, not a curated record